Molecule: messenger RNA, 1209 nt
Organism: Talpa occidentalis (Iberian mole)
Lineage: Eukaryota; Metazoa; Chordata; Mammalia; Eulipotyphla; Talpidae
Gene: MSRB1
Product: methionine sulfoxide reductase B1
Exons: 4
Molecular function (GO): peptide-methionine (R)-S-oxide reductase activity
Source: RefSeq, a predicted model, not a curated record
GCGUCGGCCGAGCCGGGACCUCGGGCGCGCGCCGGGCUCCCGCGGCGCCAUGGCCUUCUGCAGCUUCCUCGGCGGCGAGGUCUUCCAGAACCACUUCGCGCCGGGCAUCUACGUGUGUGCCAAGUGUGGCUAUGAGCUCUUCUCCAGCCACUCCAAGUACGCACACUCGUCUCCCUGGCCGGCCUUCACUGAGACCAUUCACCCGGACAGCGUGGCCAAGCGCCCGGAGCACAACCGGCCCGAAGCUUUGAAGGUGUCCUGUGGCAAGUGCGGCAAUGGGCUGGGCCACGAGUUCCUGAAUGACGGCCCCAAGCGGGGCCAAUCCCGCUUCUGAAUAUUCAGCAGCUCACUCAAGUUCAUCCCGAAAGGCAAAGAAACUCCUGCCUCCCAGGGAGAGUAGUGGGCGGUCCACCCCACCCCACAUGACCCACUGGUCACUGUCCCACCCACCUUGGCGCUGGAACUCCAGACAGGAAGAAGGGGAAGCGGUAGCAUGGGGGGCCCCAGAGCCUUGGCUCUGAGCAGCUCCCCAGGAAGAGGCGCUCCCUGCCUUUGCCCCAUCUUAGCCUCCUGCCAGGUCUCCGGGAGGUGGCCUGCGAGGGACGCUCCUGCCUCUGCCUCUCUCCGCCUCCCCGCCUGUCUGAACUAGGCCCUCCCCACACUGCAGGCGAGACGCUGCCCAGCAGGUCACUGCAUGAUUCGCUCUGGUUAAACCUCUGGACCCAGAGUGGGGAUACCCCGUGACCUGCUGGGGAGCGGCCGAGGGCGUGCAUCCCUGGCUUCGCGGUUGUGGGAGGAGAAAUCCUGUGCCUGGUUUCAUAAGCCUGUGGUGCGCUUGCCUCACUUGGCUUAGGACACCCUUGUUCCACAGCAGUCUCUGGCCGAGGCUGGCCCCGGGGCUCCCGGGCUGUGGAUAUGGGGGUGUCCGGGAGGCGGGGAUGCUGAAGCCCCUUCCGCCUCACACCCUUUCUGGGAGUAACCGGAUGGAUACCAAUAAAUGGUCCAGCCUUCUGCCCGCGCACUGACGACUCCAGGGCCAGCCGCCGGCCUCUGGCCUCUCAACCCACACUCGUCUGUCACGUUUACUGAGUGUCCCCUCGCCUGGGGCCAGCCUCGUGCGGAGGAUGCCCCCUGCCUCUGCGCUGCUUGCUGCAAGGUGCGGUGACGAGUCGCCCCCAUCCCUGCUUUGGGAAGGGGGUGUCAGCGGGG